CCUCUCCCAGCCGUCGCCGACGCCCACCAUGAACCACUUGGAGGGGGCCGCGGAGGUGGAGGUGACGGACGAGGCGGCAGGCGGGGAGGUGAACGAGUCGGUGGAGGCCGACCUGGAGCACCCGGAGGUGGAGGAGGAGCAGCAGCAGCACUAUGCGGGCCGCCCCCCGCGCGGGCGCGCCGUCGAGGACCUCCGCGCCCAGCCCGGGCCGCAGCAGCAGCAGCAGCAGGAGGAGGAGGAGCGCGGGGAGUGCCUGGCGCGUUCCGCCAGCACGGAGAGCGGCUUCCACAACCACACGGACACGGCCGAGGGCGACGUGAUCGCCGCAGCGCGCGACGUCUACGACGCCGAGCGCGCGCAGGACCCCGAGGACGAGAGCGCGUACGCAGUGCAGUACCGGCCCGAGGCCGAGGAGUACACGGAGCAGGCGGAGGCCGAGCACGCCGAGGCCACGCACCGCCGCGCGCUGCCCAACCACUUGCACUUCCACUCGCUGGAGCACGAGGAGGCCAUGAACGCUGCCUACUCGGGCUACGUCUACACGCACCGGCUCUUCCACCGCGGCGAGGACGAGCCCUAUGCCGAGCCCUACGCCGACUACGGGGGCCUCCAGGAGCACGUGUACGAGGAAAUCGGGGACGCACCCGAGCUGGACGCGCGCGACGGCCUGCGGCUGUACGAGCAGGAGCGAGACGAGGCGGCCGCCUACCGCCAGGAGGCCCUGGGCGCGCGGCUGCACCACUAUGACGAGCGCUCCGACGGCGAGUCCGACAGCCCCGAGAAGGAGGCCGAGUUCGCGCCCUACCCGCGCAUGGACAGCUACGAGCAGGAAGAGGACAUCGACCAGAUCGUGGCCGAGGUCAAGCAGAGCAUGAGCUCGCAGAGCCUCGACAAGGCGGCUGAGGACAUGCCCGAGGCCGAGCAGGACCUGGAGCGCCCCCCCACACCGGGCGGGGGCCGCCCGGACAGCCCCGGGCUGCAGGCGCCGGCGGGGCAGCAGAGGGUGGCUGGCGGCGAGGCGGUGCAGCGGUACAGCAAGGAGAAGAGGGAUGCCAUUUCGCUGGCCAUCAAGGACAUCAAAGAGGCCAUCGAGGAGGUGAAAACCAGGACCAUACGUUCGCCUUAUACCCCCGACGAGCCCAAAGAGCCCAUCUGGGUCAUGCGCCAGGAUAUUAGUCCCACUAGGGAUUGUGACGACCAGAGGCCGGUGGAUGGAGAUUCCCCGUCUCCUGGCAGUUCCUCACCCCUGGGUGCAGAGUCUUCGAGCACACCCCUUCAUCCCAGUGACCCCACGGAAGCCUCCACAAAUAAAGAGUCAAGAAAAAGCUUGGCUUCAUUCCCAACCUACGUCGAAGUUCCUGGACCUUGUGACCCUGAGGACUUGAUCGAUGGAAUCAUUUUUGCUGCCAAUUACCUUGGCUCCACCCAGCUUCUCUCAGACAAAACCCCCUCCAAAAACGUGCGCAUGAUGCAGGCCCAGGAAGCAGUAAGCAGGAUCAAGAUGGCCCAGAAAUUAGCCAAAAGCAGGAAGAAGGCUCCUGAAGGUGAAUCUCAGCCAAUGACUGAAGUGGAUCUCUUCAUUUCUACCCAGAGAAUCAAAGUAUUGAAUGCCGACACGCAGGAGACGAUGAUGGACCACCCUCUGAGGACCAUUUCCUACAUUGCAGACAUCGGGAACAUCGUUGUGCUGAUGGCCCGCAGGCGGAUGCCCCGCUCCAACUCCCAGGAGAACGUGGAAGCCUCCCACCCAUCCCAGGAUGGAAAAAGGCAGUACAAGAUGAUCUGCCACGUCUUUGAAUCUGAGGACGCUCAGCUGAUUGCACAGUCCAUCGGGCAGGCAUUCAGCGUGGCAUACCAGGAGUUCCUCAGGGCCAACGGGAUUAACCCCGAAGAUCUCAGCCAGAAGGAAUACAGCGACCUGCUCAACACCCAGGACAUGUACAACGACGACCUGAUCCACUUCUCCAAGUCGGAAAACUGCAAAGAUGUCUUCAUAGAGAAGCAGAAAGGGGAAAUCCUAGGUGUGGUGAUUGUGGAGUCUGGCUGGGGAUCCAUCUUGCCUACCGUGAUCAUAGCCAACAUGAUGCACGGAGGCCCAGCGGAGAAAUCGGGGAAGCUGAAUAUUGGGGACCAGAUCAUGUCCAUAAAUGGCACCAGCCUGGUGGGCCUGCCUCUGUCGACCUGCCAGAGCAUUAUUAAGGGCUUGAAGAAUCAGGCCCGGGUCAAGCUGAAUAUCGUGAGGUGUCCCCCAGUGACCACCGUGUUGAUCAGGAGACCAGACCUUCGCUACCAGCUGGGGUUCAGUGUCCAGAAUGGAAUCAUCUGCAGCCUCAUGCGAGGGGGAAUAGCAGAGAGAGGAGGUGUCCGCGUGGGACAUCGCAUCAUUGAAAUCAACGGGCAGAGUGUGGUCGCCACCCCACACGAGAAGAUCGUGCACAUCCUCUCCAAUGCUGUUGGGGAGAUUCACAUGAAGACGAUGCCGGCUGCCAUGUACAGACUGCUGACGGCCCAGGAACAGCCCGUCUACAUCUGAGGCCACGCCCCCCCGGGCAGCAUGCAUGGAGGACUCUCCUCACUUGUGGUUGUGUUUCUCGUGCUACAUCUGUGUGCCCACUGAGAUAUUCCCCUCUCAUACCCAGCACUCAGUUUGACACAGAAGGAAAAGAAUCCACAGAGACCUCCUUCUCUGUUCUCUGUCUCUCUCUAGUUUGCUUUUUUUUUUUAACACCAGGGAAGUUUUGUAUGCAGUCCCUUGAGGCUGGAGAGCAGCCAGUAUCCACCCAGAAUCUGCCCAGGACCAUCCUGAAGGACCCUUGGGGGUCCUGAAGAGGGUUGUCACCGCUCAGGAAGGAUCUUCCCUUCCCAAGAGGUGCAGACCUCUUAGAAGGAACUCCUAGGGGUGGUGAAGAAGCCGAUUCAGCAGUGCCUACGAUCCAACCGCUGAUUUCUGCUCUCCUCCAGUCAAUUUAUGGGAAUAUGGUAGUAACAGAGAGGACCAGCCUGUGUCUUUACGGAUAUGCCUGCCCACCAUGUACGUGGGGCAUCAUACGUUAUUUCUGCCCAGAAUUUCUGAGCCAACCUUAUGCCUCUUCUAUAGUUUUAGUUUCAACAUAAUUGUGUUUUCUAACGCGAACCUUUUCACCCAGCAUAGAAGGGGAACUGCCGUGGACAAGAAUACCU
Molecule: messenger RNA, 3180 nt
Organism: Mesoplodon densirostris (Blainville's beaked whale)
Lineage: Eukaryota; Metazoa; Chordata; Mammalia; Artiodactyla; Ziphiidae
Gene: APBA1
Product: amyloid beta precursor protein binding family A member 1
Exons: 12
Coding region: 29-2533 (834 amino acids)
Biological process (GO): chemical synaptic transmission
Cellular component (GO): dendritic spine; cytoplasm; plasma membrane
Molecular function (GO): protein binding; amyloid-beta binding
Source: RefSeq, a predicted model, not a curated record